Messenger RNA from Ornithodoros turicata, 682 nucleotides. It is a transcript of the gene Glo1, whose product is annotated as lactoylglutathione lyase-like. Lineage: Eukaryota; Metazoa; Arthropoda; Arachnida; Ixodida; Argasidae. The record is from RefSeq and is a predicted model, not a curated record. Bases 16 to 645 code for a protein of 209 amino acids. Gene Ontology annotation, molecular function: metal ion binding; lactoylglutathione lyase activity. The transcript is spliced from 6 exons.
GACGACAGCAAGAAAAUGCUGAAGAUGCUGAGGACACUGAGAUUCACUGCCGCCGUUUUGAAGCCACCUUUCCUCUCGUCCGGUGCAUACGGUGCACGGUUUAUCAGCAACAACAUGGCAGGACUAACUGACGAAGAAGCUAUCCGUUGCUGUGCAGAGCCUGACCCAAGCACAAAUGACUUCAUAAUGCAGCAGACAAUGUUCAGAAUUAAAGACCCCAAGGUGUCCCUCGAUUUUUACACAAGAGUUCUAGGAAUGAGACUUCUUCAAAAGCUGGACUUUCCUGACAUGAAGUUCUCCUUGUACUUCAUGGGCUUUGAAAAGGCAGAAGACAUCCCGAAAGAUAAGAAAGCUCGCACAGAAUGGACUUUCAGUCGCAAAGCGACCAUUGAGCUAACGCACAACUGGGGAACGGAAAAUGAUCCAGACUUCAAGUAUCACAACGGAAACUCGGAACCCCGUGGUUUCGGCCAUAUUGGAAUUAUGGUGCCUGAUGUCGCGAAAGCCUGCCAGAGGUUUGAAGAACUCAAGGUCAAGUUUGUAAAGAGGAUGCAGGAUGGAAAAAUGAAGACUAUCGCAUUUAUUCAAGAUCCCGAUGGCUACUGGAUAGAGAUCCUGAACAACAAGAGUGUAACCGGUUGUUAAUAUGGUUUGAUGAAUACAUCUGUUUGUUACAAAAUAA